Messenger RNA from Urocitellus parryii (Arctic ground squirrel), 670 nucleotides. RefSeq names its product mitochondrial ribosomal protein L51 (gene Mrpl51). Gene Ontology annotation, molecular function: structural constituent of ribosome. NCBI's taxonomy places the organism in Eukaryota, Metazoa, Chordata, Mammalia, Rodentia, Sciuridae. The record is from RefSeq and is a predicted model, not a curated record. Gene Ontology annotation, biological process: translation. Gene Ontology annotation, cellular component: mitochondrial large ribosomal subunit.
CCAAAGCUGCCUGGGUAAGGGCCAAGAUGGCCGCCUCCUGCUUGGUAUCUGUGUGAGGCCAGUGGAGACGGUGCCAUCUCUUUUGAGGUCACGUCUGGCCCUCAUACUGGGACUUUUUUGGUAUGCUGUUGAGAGACAGUCUAGAGUAAUGGCAGGGGUUCUCUCUUGGGCAGGUAGAAGCUUGUGGGGCUGGAUGCCCUACGCAUGCAGAAGCUUCUCUAUGGGUGUUCCGCGAUUGACCAUCCGUAUAAGGCUCACCCUCCCGCCUCCCAAAGUGGUUGAUCGGUGGAACGAGAAGAGGGCCUUGUUCGGAGUAUAUGACAACAUCGGGAUCCUGGGGAACUUUGAAAAGCACCCCAAACAACUAAUCAAGGGCCCCAUAUGGCUUCGAGGCUGGAAGGGGAACGAAUUGCAGCGUUGUAUCCGGAAGAAAAAAAUGGUUGGAAAUAGAAUGUUCUUUGAUGACUUGCACAACCUUAACAAACGUAUCAGCUAUCUCUAUAAGCACUUUAACCGACAUGGGAAGUAUCGGUAGAUCGGAAAGCUGGGAACUCUGGAAGAGGCACAUCCAUCUCUAGCACUCUGAAGAAGGGGAACAGAACUUUUCCUUAUGAGGAAAGGAUUUUGUUUUCUCUCUGUAAUAAUAAAAUGUGGCUUCUUUGGAAUCUGA